This is a messenger RNA of Drosophila montana, 1227 nucleotides long. Its product is annotated as putative gustatory receptor 98a. NCBI's taxonomy places the organism in Eukaryota, Metazoa, Arthropoda, Insecta, Diptera, Drosophilidae. The transcript is spliced from 3 exons. Bases 1 to 1227 code for a protein of 408 amino acids. Gene Ontology annotation, cellular component: membrane. The record is from RefSeq and is a predicted model, not a curated record. Gene Ontology annotation, biological process: sensory perception of taste.
AUGUGCCGAGUCCUUGUCACCGUGGAACCGUGGAACGCCUUAGUCAUGUGGCAUGUGCCGGGCGAAUUAGACGUCGCAUCGUUGCGGCUUAUGCGUGGCUCGAUGCACUGCCUGUUAAUUCUGCCACCACGUUCUCAUCUCUAUCUGAAGCUUCUUUACAAUAUUGCUCUGCUGGUCUAUAUCGGGUUUAUCUUUCGUUGGCGAUAUUUGAUUGAUCAGAAUAUUGUUUUUCUCGAUAAUAAGUCGCGAAUCGUUUACCUGGUUGGCAUUUUGGAAUUACUUGUCGGACACUGUGUGGUCGCCAUGGAACUGCUCUGGAGCAAUCAUAGCAAGAUGAUUGAGCAGCAGUUCCAAGAAAUCCAUGACAUACUGUGUGUCCGAUUGGGACGUAAAGUGAAUCUCGUUAGAAUAGAAGGCUACUGCAAUGUCAUCUAUAGAUUUAAUUUUAUUCGAAUCGCGGCGCUGGCAGCAGUUACAAUAUACAGCUUGAUAGCUACCAACAAUUUCUUUCUUCUCUGUAAUCUCUACUCGGAGACUCUGUUUGCACUGCGCUGUGGAGAGUUUACUUUGCAUACUGUGCUGGUUUUGGCCUUCUUCCAAGAGCUUAACGACGCGGCCAACGAAAUCCUUUUGGGAAUGGAAAGACUUCGUCUGGAUCUAUGUUCCGAUUAUUGUUUGUCUGCGGAAUGCCUUGCUGGUCUGCAGCAAAUACAUCUACUGCUGUGGAAAAACCAACGCGAUAUUGAGCACAACUUUUUACGGAGUCUCAUCGUUAUUAUUAUGAAAAACUUUGUGGACACUGCAGUUAUACUAUAUUGGAUGUUUGUCAAUAUAAUUCAAAAGCGAGUAUAUGGUAGAUUACUCCUAUAUGCUCUAACUGAAGAGCUUGGCAAGCUGUUGCAGAUUGGCAUACCCUGUUGGAUCUGUACACGCUGCGCUAGGCUGCAGCGCCAAUUUCGAUCGCUAUUUCAUGGAGUAACCGUGAAUCGUCAGAAUAAGCACAUGAAUAAUGCUUUACUGAGAAUAUCCGUGCAGCUUGCGCAGGAAACGGCACAGUUAAGUGUUGGAGGUUUUUUGAUAAUUAACAAUGAAAUGCUGGGCAAAUUCUUGUUUGGCAUGCUUAGCUACUUUAUUGUUUGCAUUCAGUUUCAGCUAACUUUUAUAGAUGAAGACAGCGCCACGAGGCUCGUUACUGCAACUGAGCCCAACUAUCCAACAUACGCAUAG